Messenger RNA from Neltuma alba, 1909 nucleotides. RefSeq names its product L-ascorbate oxidase homolog. The record is from RefSeq and is a predicted model, not a curated record. NCBI's taxonomy places the organism in Eukaryota, Viridiplantae, Streptophyta, Magnoliopsida, Fabales, Fabaceae. Gene Ontology annotation, molecular function: copper ion binding; oxidoreductase activity. Bases 99 to 1730 code for a protein of 543 amino acids. The transcript has 8 exons.
UAAUACUUUGAUUUCGUUUCCAAUUUUAGAAAGUGGAUUGGGAUGCUUUACUCCUAAUUGCUCUUCUCAGUGAGGUUUGAGUGGACUCUGGUUUUCUGAUGUAUACAAUGGGAAGAACAAGCUUGCUCCCUCUGGUGUGUUCUGUUCUGGCCUUGCUGAGCGUGUGUCUGGUGAAAGCAGAAGACGCAUAUAAGUACUAUACAUGGGCUGUCACUUAUGGGACUCGUUCUCCUCUUGGCAUUCCCCAGCAAGUAAUCCUCAUCAACGGUCAGUUUCCUGGGCCUAGGCUUGAUGUAGUGACUAAUGACAAUAUAAUUCUCAACCUUGUGAACAAGCUGGACGAACCGUUUCUUCUGACUUGGAACGGUAUUAAACAAAGGAAAAAUUCAUGGCAAGACGGAGUACUGGGAACGAACUGUCCCAUUCCUCCAAACUCAAAUUACACUUACAAGUUUCAGGUCAAGGAUCAAAUUGGAGCCUACUCAUACUUCCCAUCAACUCAACUCCACAAAGCAUCGGGAGGUUUCGGUGGACUCAAUGUCUAUCACAGAUCCGUCAUCCCAAUCCCCUAUCCAAACCCUGAUGACGAUUUUACUUUACUCAUCGGCGACUGGUACAACUCCGACCACAAGAAAUUAAGGCAAAGUUUGGAUUCUGGAAGAUCUCUUGCCUUUCCAGAUGGCCUCCUUAUCAAUGGUCAGGCCCAUACUACCUUCAACGGUGACCAAGGAAAAACAUACAUGUUCAGGAUCUCAAAUGUGGGCUUAUCAACCUCGAUUAACUUCAGGAUACAGGGUCAUAACCUUAAAUUAGUGGAGGUCGAGGGAUCACAUACCAUCCAAAACCUUUACGACUCUCUUGAUGUGCAUGUGGGCCAAUCCGUCACCGUUUUAGUAACCUUAAAUCAGCCUCCAAAAGACUACUACAUUGUUGCCUCCACCAGAUUUACCAGGAAAGUUCUCACAGCAACAGCAGUUUUACACUACGCGAACUCCCGUUCCCCAGCUUCUGGACCUUUGCCCGCUGCUCCUGCCUACCAAUAUCACUGGUCUAUGAAACAAGCUAGAACCUUCAGAUGGAAUUUGACAGCGAACGCCGCUAGGCCUAACCCACAGGGAUCAUUCCAUUAUGGGAAGAUAACUCCGACAAAGACAUUAGUGUUGGUCAAUUCUGAAGCUCUGAUUAAUGGGAAACUGCGUUACGCUGUGAACAAGGUGUCCUAUGUUAACCCUGAUACUCCUCUCAAGCUUGCUGAUUUCUACAACAUCCCAGGAAUCUACAGCGUGGAUUCAAUCCAAAGCGUCCCCAGUAAUAAUAACGGCGCAGCAACCAUAGCCACCUCUGUAAUCCCAUCUUCUCUGCAUGACUUCAUCGAGGUUGUUUUCCAGAACGACGAAAACGCCAUGCAGUCUUGGCAUCUGGAUGGAUAUGACUUUUGGGUCGUCGGGUACGGCAAGGGGCAGUGGACGCCAGCCAAGAGAAGUACCUAUAAUCUAGUGGAUGCCUUGACCAGGCACACAGCACAGGUGUAUCCGAAGUCAUGGACAAGCAUAUUGGUGUCGUUGGACAACCAAGGAAUGUGGAACAUGAGGUCAGCGAUGUGGGGAAGACAGUACCUGGGACAGCAGUUGUAUUUGAGGGUGUGGAGUGCUCAACGCAGUUUUACCAGUGAGUAUGAUAUCCCAAGCAAUGUCCUGCUUUGCGGCAAAGCCCUUGGCCAUCGUCCUUAAAUCUACUCAUGACAGUUUGACUAGGAAAUCCAAAAGGGAAUUUCAAUUAAAUCUCUCUUGAUAUAUGAUUAUAAUUAUAUACAAGUAUGAUAUAACGAUCUUUGUUUCUCCUGCUGAAUCUUGGUUUUUUUUUUGGGUACAAUCUUGGGUUCUGUUAUCAAUGGCUUCCAAGAUUCCCA